ACAGAGCAGCCCCGACCCGGGCGAAUGCGGGCUUGUGCCGCCGCCGCCGCCGCCCGGGCCGAGUGACAAAGGAAGGAAGCAAGGAGGAGCCGGCCCCGCAGCCGCUGACAGGGCUCCGGGCUGGGGGCAAAGCGCGGACACUUCCUGAGCCGGCACCGAACAGAGGCGAGGGGCGGCAAGGCGGCCGCGCUGGUGCCGUGGACGGGGGAGGGGACCCGAGGGACGGAAGCGGUUGCCGGGUUCCCAUGUCCCCGGCGUAUGGGAGCUGCCUGGGGUCUGAAGGGAGCUGCCGCCGCCGCCGCCGCCAUGGCCGCUGGAUCCAGCCGCCGCCUGCAGCUGCUCCUGGCGCAAUGAGGAGAGAAGCUGCCGCCACCGCCAGCCUCUGACUGACUCGCGACUCCGUCGCCCUCCAGUUCGCCGGGCCCCCGCCGUCAUCCCGCCGGAUCCCGCGGCAGCCGGAGCCGCAGCGUUUCCCGUCGCAUCUCCGAGCUACCCCCUCCCUCUCCCUCCCUCCUUCCCAUCCCCCUUUCUCUUCAAGCGUGAGACUCGUGAUCCUUCCGCCGCUUCCCUUCUUCAUUGACUCGGAAAAAAAUCCCCGAGGAAAAUAUAAUAUUCAAAGUACUUAUUUACAAUCAAGUAUUUGUCCCCGUUUCACGUGAUAUAUUUUUUUAGGAUCCCCCUUCCCCUUUCUCCCUUCUCACGAAAGGGAGGGGAGAGGAUUGUAUUUUUUCCCCCACCUCCAAAUCAUCUAUAUGUUAAGUAUCCGUACAGAUCUGUCUUGAAGGAGAAAAACAUCGCUUUUUUAAAAUAGUAUACAAAAGGAGUGAAAAGCCAAGAGGACGAAGUCUUUUUUUUUUAUUUUUUCUUGUGGGAGAACUUAAUGCUGCAUUUAUCAUUAACCUAACACCCCAAAAUAAGACAAAAGGAAGAAAAGAAGGAAGGAAGGAAAAGGUGAUUCGGGAAGAGAGUGAUCAUGUCAGGGCGGCCCAGAACCACCUCCUUUGCGGAGAGCUGCAAGCCAGUGCAGCAGCCUUCGGCUUUUGGCAGCAUGAAAGUUAGCAGAGACAAGGAUGGCAGCAAGGUGACCACAGUGGUGGCAACUCCUGGGCAGGGUCCGGACAGGCCACAAGAAGUCAGCUAUACAGAUACUAAAGUGAUUGGAAAUGGGUCAUUUGGUGUGGUAUAUCAAGCCAAACUUUGUGAUUCAGGAGAACUGGUUGCCAUCAAGAAAGUGUUGCAGGACAAAAGAUUUAAGAACCGAGAGCUCCAGAUCAUGAGAAAGCUAGAUCACUGUAACAUAGUGCGAUUGCGUUAUUUCUUCUACUCCAGCGGUGAGAAGAAAGAUGAGGUCUAUCUUAAUCUGGUGCUGGACUAUGUUCCGGAAACAGUAUACAGAGUUGCCAGACACUAUAGUCGAGCCAAACAGACACUCCCUGUGAUCUAUGUCAAGUUGUAUAUGUAUCAGCUGUUCCGAAGUUUAGCCUAUAUCCAUUCCUUUGGAAUCUGCCAUCGGGAUAUUAAACCACAGAACCUCUUGUUGGAUCCUGAUACAGCUGUCUUAAAACUCUGUGACUUUGGAAGUGCAAAGCAGCUGGUCCGAGGAGAACCCAAUGUUUCCUACAUCUGUUCUCGGUACUAUAGGGCACCAGAGUUGAUCUUUGGAGCCACUGAUUAUACCUCUAGUAUAGAUGUAUGGUCUGCUGGCUGUGUGUUGGCUGAGCUGUUGCUAGGACAACCAAUAUUUCCAGGGGACAGUGGGGUGGAUCAGUUGGUGGAAAUAAUCAAGGUCCUGGGAACACCAACAAGGGAGCAAAUUAGAGAAAUGAACCCAAACUACACAGAAUUCAAAUUUCCCCAAAUUAAGGCACAUCCUUGGACUAAGGAUUCGUCAGGAACAGGACAUUUCACCUCAGGAGUGCGGGUCUUCCGACCCAGAACUCCACCAGAGGCAAUUGCACUGUGUAGCCGUCUGCUGGAGUAUACACCAACUGCCCGAUUGACACCACUGGAAGCUUGUGCACAUUCAUUUUUUGAUGAGUUACGGGACCCAAAUGUCAAACUACCAAAUGGGCGAGACACACCUGCACUCUUCAACUUCACCACGCAAGAACUGUCAAGUAAUCCACCUCUGGCUACCAUCCUUAUUCCUCCUCAUGCACGGAUUCAAGCAGCUGGUUCAACCCCUACAAAUGCCACAGCAGCCUCAGAUGCUAAUGCUGGAGACCGUGGACAGACCAAUAAUGCCGCUUCUGCGUCAGCUUCCAACUCCACCUGAACAGUUCCCGAGCAGCCAGCUGCACAGGAAAAACCACCAGUUACUUGAGUGUCACUCAGCAACACUGGUCACGUUUGGAAAGAAAAUUAAAAAGAGAAAAAAAACCUGUUCAUUUUAGUGUUCAAUUUUUUUAUUAUUAUCGUUGUUCUUAUUUAACCUUGUAAAAUAUCUAUAAAUACAAACCAAUUUCAUUGUAUUCUCACUCUGAGGGAGAUCCAAGGGCUGGGAGGGGUUUUGGGGAGGGGGAAAGCGGAGCACUAGAACAUACAAUCUCUCUCCCAUGACAAUCUUUUCUUUAUCAAAAGUCUGCUGUUGUAUACUUUAAAAACAGGAUUCCUGCCUCAUGCCCCUUCCAAGAAGAAAACCUUGUUCUGUGCUGAAGGUUUUUUUUUUUAACUUUGUUUUCUUUUAAAGUCUAGUGUAAGACUUUGGUAUAGUGCACAGCUUGAAAUUGGUUGGGAGCUUAGCAGGUAUAACUCAACAGGGACUUAAAUGUCACUUGUAAAAUUAAUCCAUAUCCUCGGGUAUUUGAAGGCUUGCCUUCAGCAUGUUGGUGGCAGGUGUGGCAGACAGAAAAGGAAACGUGUGUCAUUCAUAACCUAGGGAAGUAAAGUUUGAAACUCUGAGAGGAAGAUUCUUAAUUGAUUUAUGAAAGUUUUGUUUUGCUCUCGGUCAGCACUAGUGGUAAAGAGGCUUGUAUAGAGGCUGCCGGGGAGGAGCAGCUCAGAGGACUCUGGCACACAUGCUCUUCAGGUGGAUCUGUUUGCCUGACAAAGUUCUCUGCAAAUCUUAGCACAGUUUUAAACUAGUGACCUAGGAGGAGAUUGCAAAUGUUUUUAGCAGGCCACUGUGGCUGCAGAGGUCAAAGGCCAGUGAGCCCAGAACAAGGGAACAGGCCAGGAACAUAUCUCACCACUGUGAAUGAAUUUGUCCAGAUUUUUUUCUAAAGUUGCUUCCCUUGGAAAGAUACACUUAAGAGAACAUUAUAGUUAAAUAAUGUGAACUGUAAUCAUCUACUGGUUUAUUUUUCAUAUUUUUAAUUGCAAACAGAGCUUAUGUAAAUUGUCACAGUCUAUACAUAGUUCUAAUUUUAAAUCCAAAUCUAGAAUCUGUAUUUAAUUUCAGCAUUUUUUAACUUCAUGCUUUUUACAUUUAUUUAUUGAUGUAUGUCAGGCCAUUAUGAUUUUAGAUGGUAGAAAUAUUAAAAACUACACAUCAGAAUGACAAACAAUCACUUGUACCUGCUGACUUUAUAGGAAAGCUGAUUAUAUAAAUGUGUGUAUAUAUGUUAUAUAUACAUAUAUUCAAUACUGCCUUUUUUUGUCUACAGUAUCAAAAUUGACUGGUUUAAGCGAGAGAAGAAUUGUUUCCACCCACACUUGGUUAAGAGUUUUUUGUUUAUGUUUUCUUUGUGUAUCAGUGAAUGGUGUAAGAAUCAGUCUCUGUUUUUGAAGAAAAAGCAAUAUUCCUUGGAAAGCAAGGAGGAUUGAAGGAUUAUGUUUGCCGUGAAAAAAUAGAUUUUCAUGACUAGUUUGUUUUAUACUUUUAAGGUUGGUAUCUAUGUGGGCCUUAUAUACUCUAAAAUGAACCUUAGUCACCUUGGUGCUUAUGGGCCAUUACUUGACCUAUGAAUCUUUAAGGCACAAUCAGUUGUACUUUACAUUUAAAGGUCACUUGAGUGAUGGCCACCUUUCCCUCCUUCCCCACAUACCUUCCAAGGUUAGCUGAUAACUGUAGGGCUGCAGAGCUAAGCCCUAGGUUGUGUGUAACUUUCCUCCACCCUUCUCAUUGCCUCCUUGGGUUAGGUUAGGGGGUCUCACCCUCCAGGUGGUUUGGAAGUAGAGUCUCUUGGCAGCCCUCCUGCAGGCCCUGGUACCCUGUCCUGCUUCUUAACCAUGUGUGUGUGACUCUGCAAGAGAGUUAACACUGCCUGCUGAAGUGAACCAACACCCAGAAAGACAACUGUGAGCCAUCUUAGUUUUCACUCAUUGUUUAAGCUCUUAGGCCACAAAAGGAGUUUCUCAAACCUCUGGUUAUAUCAGAGUUCACGAGAAAAGAAAUACUCUCAGUCAAACUAAAACAAACAAAUUGAAUUUUACGUUUUACAAAGUGCUUCAUCUGAGAGCAAAUUAAGAUUUGAAAGAAGUCUGAAAUCAAAGUAGCAGCAUAAUUCCUUAAAGGGAUUGGCUUCGAUAGACCAUUUUCAGAAAGGAUUUAUAAGGAAUCUGAAAAGACAGGUCUGUGAUAGAGAAAUGGAUCUGCUUUCAGAUCAAACUGCCCAAACGUUUGCAUACAGACACUACUCUGGAUUUGGUAUGCAUGUCAAAGUCCAUAAAAAUCUGUGCUUGUUUUAGGAAACAGCACCCCCCCAACACACAAAUGGGGUAUGAGAAGAGAGAAAAGCCAGAAGCUUUUCAUGUGUGUGUGUGUGUGUAUGCGUGCGCGCGCUAAGGUGUGUGCUUUUUUUCUUUCUCAAAAAUCAUGGUGGGAUCACAGAACUCUUUUAUACAAGUGAGAUCCAGGUCUCUGAAUAUCUUUUUGUAAAUAAUAAUAAUAAUAAUAAUAAUAAAAAGCUCCUCACCAAAUUCAAGCUUGUACAUUAUAUUUUCUUUCAGUGUUUUUAAGUUUUAUUGUUUUGUAUGUAAAUAUGUGGACCCAGGAACUGUUAUUAAUGAGCAAAAAGUUACUGUUCAGGGCAGUGAUUCUGUUUAAUAAUCAGACAAAAUGUAGACGAGCUUUUUAAAGCCAUAUAGUUUUAACUCUGUACAGUAGGUACCGGCCUGUAUUAUUGUAACAAUAACUCUAGCAAUGUAUAGUGUAUCUAUAUAGUUUGGAGUGCCUUCGCUUCCAUGUGUUUGGGGAUUUUUUGUUUUUCAUUUCAAAAUUUUUAAUUGGUUUCCUUUAUCCAUGUCUCCCUUCCAUCCUCUUUCCCUUUGAAAUAAUAACUCACUCAAACAGUAUCUUUGCCCUUCCACCAUUAAGUUUCAGUGAUACCAUGCUCAGGAGUGGGAAGAGGAAACCAUAUUCAUAAUCUCAUUUCAUUCAUGCCCUGCCUUUGUUUUGGUUCUGAAUGUUUUGUUUCCUCCUCAGUAGCAGUGACAGGUUUCAUUUCAUACUUAGUCCAUUCAGAGACUUAGUGUAGUGCCAGGGAGCCUAGAUCUGGAGGAUACCGAAUAGAUUAGAUUUUGCUCAUCUCUUCCACAAGCCCUAACCAUGGGUCUUAAAAACAGCAGAUUCUGGGAGCCUUCCAUGCUCUCUCUCCCCCUUACCUACUCCCCUCCCAAAUGAGAGAGAGAGAAUUGUUUUUUUAUACAUUGAAGCUUCUUAAUAGUAUUGGGUUUUGAUACAUCGGCGGUCUAAAAUGCCAUAGUGUAAUUCCUAGCUGAUACUGCACGGAGAGCCGCCAUGCCAGAGGGCUGUUGUUUUAACAAGGGAACUCUUAACCCAUUCCCUGCCUGACAUCUCUACCCCUGUUCAGUGAAAUGUCAUUUUAAUUUCCUUUUUAAAAAUCAGUUUAAUUCUUACCCAUAUGCCCAACAUAAAGACCUUUUUUGAAAGAAAAAAAAUAGAAAGUAUUUGUUUUGCCUCCAAGUACUCCAUUGACAAUGUCUCGAAUAAAAGAAAAAACAAACUUUACCAAACCAAAGGUUGCUAUUUUUGAAACAUCAUGUAUUCAUUCCAACAAAGCAGAAGACUGCACCUUCUUUCCAGUGACAUGUUGUGUCAUUUUUAAAGUCCUUAAUUUUUAGACACAUAUUUUUGGUUUGUGUUUUAACAGUUUAUCUAACCAGUCAUCUUGUCUGCACCAAUGCAAAGGUUUCUGAGAAGACUAUUGUAUUCUCUAUCCCUGUGGAUACAAAGACACUGGCAUUUCAUUUAUUUUUCCCUUUCCUUUUUAAAGGAUUUAGCUUUGGAAUCUUCCAAAGAAAGUUUGGCCAAUGCCAGAUCCCCAGGAGUUGGGGGUGGGGUGGGGGGGGUGGGGUUCUUUUUUAAAAACCAAAAUUGUGUCUAAUUCUUUUUGUUCAUGUUAGUGAUCAUCUAAUCACAGAGCUUAACUCUUUUCUCCCCCAUAUAAAAAAGUAAACAUGCUUUACAAUAAAGUCUGUCUUUCCUGGUAGAAACCUGAGCCACUAAAAAUAAGAGAGACAACUAGAAGCACAGUAGAGUUCCAGAGUGAGGUCUACCUUUGAAGGCUUUGAAAGUAAUCCCUGGGGUUUGGAUUAUUUUCAUGAUGGUUAUGCCUUUACAUUCAAAUUUGUUGCUCCGUUUUGCACCUCCGCAAUAAAAGCAAAAUGACAACAAGUACAUAAGGGGUUAGCUUAACAAAGUAGACUUCCUUGUGUUAAUUUUUAAGUUUCUUUCUUAUAUCUGUCUACAGGCAGAUACAGAUAGAUGUAUGAAAAUCUGCUUGCCUGUAAAAUUUGCAUUUAUAAAUGUGUUGCCGAUGGAUCACUUGGGCCUGUACACAUACCAAUUAGCGUGACCACUUCCAUCUUAAAAACAAAUCUAAAAAACAAAAUUUAUUAUAUAUAUAUAUAUAUAAAGGACUGUGGGUUGUAUACAAACUAUUGCAAACACUUGUGCAAAUCUGUCUUGAUAUAAAGGAAAAGCAAAAUCUGUAUAACAUUACUACUUGAAUGCCUCUGUGACUGAUUUUUUUUCAUUUUAAAUAUAAACUUUUUUGUGAAAAGUAUGCUUAAUGUUUUUUUUCCCUUUCCCCAUUCCCUUGUAAAUACAUUUCGUUCUAUGUGACUUGGUUUGGAAAUAGUUAACUGGUACUGUAAUUUGCAUUAAAUAAAAAGUAGGUUAGCCUGGAAAUGAAAUUAAAAUUCGUAAGUGUGUGGUCUUUAUUUCAGUACCCAACCCUUUCCUUCACCCUACCUAUUUUGCCACUGAAAUAUGUAGUCACAUCAUUUUCAUUCCUCUAAUUUGGGAAAUAUGAAUCUCUGUUAUAAAAAUCAAGGUAUGAACACCAUUUCUCAUUCCUCCCAAUGAUCUUACUCUACUGUGUAGCCUCAAGAGGUGCAGCCUCCAUCUUGGAAACCUUUGGAUUUGAUGCAGAGGAAGCUUUGCAGACACUGCUAGAAAAGAAAAAAUAUCACUGAAAGGGACAACUUUUAAAAAGUGUAUAAGCUACUGUCUUUGAUUACUGUGUUCAUGGUUUGGUGUAGUUGUAUUUUCUUUUAAUUUUCAUCCUAUUAGUAAUGGUCGUCAGGGGUCUCUGUUAAAUAUAUGAACACCACGAACAGUGGGGCUGUACCUCCCAGGUAACCAACACAAGUUGUGUUUGAGUCUGCUCAUUUCCAAUACUGGAUGAUGUAUGUAAACAUGUUAUGUCUCUUAGUGGAAAAAAAAACAUUUUUUAGGGCUGGCUAACUGUCAGGCCUAAUUUAAAGACUAGAUAUAAGGUCAUGUGACUGCUGCUUCAAUAAAAACAAAUUUAUAUUCGA
Molecule: messenger RNA, 7725 nt
Organism: Nycticebus coucang (slow loris)
Lineage: Eukaryota; Metazoa; Chordata; Mammalia; Primates; Lorisidae
Gene: GSK3B
Product: glycogen synthase kinase 3 beta
Exons: 12
Coding region: 974-2275 (433 amino acids)
Biological process (GO): negative regulation of canonical Wnt signaling pathway; extrinsic apoptotic signaling pathway in absence of ligand; protein phosphorylation
Cellular component (GO): beta-catenin destruction complex; nucleus; glutamatergic synapse
Molecular function (GO): ATP binding; protein serine/threonine kinase activity; beta-catenin binding
Source: RefSeq, a predicted model, not a curated record